Rotaria sp. Silwood1 is the source of this 492-nucleotide messenger RNA. The record is from the annotation of a GenBank genome assembly. NCBI's taxonomy places the organism in Eukaryota, Metazoa, Rotifera, Eurotatoria, Philodinida, Philodinidae.
AUGCGUUUAAUAACCGUCGUCUGCUUAUUAUUUGUUGCUGCUUUUCAAGUAAAUGGUCAAGAUGUUAGUGCGAUAACCUCAGGUGUUUUUAAUCAACUUCUUAAUUCGGUUGUAUCACAAUGGGGUAAUAUGUCAUCAACGGAUCUAACUGCAUUCAUCGAUAAAUUGACUAAACCAGGCGGUUUGAAUCAUAUAUGGAAUGCAGUUGAUUCUCAUUGCAAUACCCAUUUUGAUUGUGGUCCAGACGCAUGUUGUCUUAAACCAACUCAUCUUGGAAAACGUGGUUUUACUGAUGGAAUCAAUUUACACAUGUCAAGUUAUUGUUCACCUUUAAAAAAAGCAGGCCAGACAUGUUCACUUUUUCAUAGUGGUGAAACAACAUCAACUUUUAGUUGUCCAUGUGCAAAAGGAUUCAACUGUGUUCCUGCCCAUACAUUUCAAAUCCAUCCAUUGAUUAGUAUUCAUAAAGAGCCUAUUUGCCAAGUUGCUUAA